Molecule: messenger RNA, 2691 nt
Organism: Lodderomyces parapsilosis
Lineage: Eukaryota; Fungi; Ascomycota; Pichiomycetes; Serinales; Debaryomycetaceae
Gene: CTN3
Product: carnitine O-acetyltransferase
Exons: 1
Coding region: 1-2691 (896 amino acids)
Biological process (GO): carnitine metabolic process
Cellular component (GO): cytosol
Molecular function (GO): carnitine O-acetyltransferase activity
Source: RefSeq, a predicted model, not a curated record
AUGGCUACCAUCACUGAUUUCAACAACACCACUUUCCAAUAUGAAGCUCAAUUGCCAGCUUUACCUGUACCACCAUUGGCAACCACUGUACAACAACUAUUGGCUGCUUUGAAACCAAUAUCUUCACCAGAAGAGUAUGAACAAUUGUUGUAUGAAGCUAAUGACUUUGUCAAUAAUGACAUCAUCAAGUUGAUUCAAUUGCAUUUCGAAACAUUGUACACAAAUCAUCCCGAACAAAACUAUUUAAACAUUGUCAAUAAUGAUAUGACUCCAGCCAUAUACGGAGAGAUUAAAUCUGACAUUUUGCCAAGAAACCCCUAUCUUAUAUUGGAAGAUGAUCCGUAUGCAAAGACUAUUCAUCCACCAAAUCAAGCUGAACGUACGGCAAAUUUGGUCAAUUCUACGUUGAAAUUGAUUGUAACAUUGAGAAAUUUCACGUUUAAACCAGAUGUCACUCCUAAAAACAAGGUGCCCUUGACAAUGCAAUGUUUUUAUCAUUUAUUUGGUUGUACUAGAAUGCCCGAUUUUGAAGGUGGUACUUCAGAUAUUAGUAUGAAAAAGUACAAACACAUUAAUGAUUCAAGACAUAUUAUCAUCCUUGCCAAUAAUCAAUACUACUCUUUGGAAGUAUUGACUGAAUUUGACGACGACUUGUACAAGAAAACCAAAACCAAACAUCAAAUCUUGUUUCAUGAUCAUGAAUUGGAAGACAUUUUCCAAGAAAUUAUUGAUGAAACUGACAAGAUCCCUGCUGAAGAUUCGAUAAAUAAUUGCAUUGGUGCAAUUACAACUCAACCUUUGAAAAACUGGAAAAAGGGAAGAGGCGAAUUAAACAAGUCUAAUCCCGACCAAUUGAAACUUAUUGAUGAUGCAUUAUUUGUUGUGGUGUUGGAUUCUAAUUCUCCCGAAACCGAACAAGAGAAAACUUCAGUUAUAUCUCAUGGUUCAUCGGUAUUGUCGGAAUCCAACAUUCAAUCUGGUACUUGUACCUCGAGGUGGUAUGACAAAUUGCAAUUAAUUGUCACUAGAAACUCAGUUGCUGGUAUUGUUUGGGAAUCAUUGACUAUGGAUAGUACUGCCAUUCUUCGUUUUAUUAGUGAUAUUUACACUGAUUCGGUUUUGAAACUUGCUAAAAACAUUAAUGGGUCAGAAUACACUUUAUUCGAUGAAGCAGUGACUUUUGCUGAUUCAACAAUUCUUAAACCAAAACCAGAAUUGAUUAAAUUUAAUUUAACUGAUCGUUUACAGUUUCUUAUCCAUUUAUCGGAAACAUCAUUGGCUGAUUUGAUUAAUCAACACGAGUAUAAAACACACACGGUCAAAUUAGAAUCUCGGUUAGCAGAAGAGUUUGGUCUUUCAGUUGACUCUAUUAUGCAAAUUUGUUUCCAAAUUGCCAAUUAUUCAUUAUAUGGAAGAGUCGUCAACACAUUGGAGCCAAUAAUGACUCGUAAAUUUAGAGAUGCCAGAACUGAAUUGAUUCCCGUACAAAAUGACUCAGUGGCCAACUUGUGUAAAUUGUACAUCACCAGUGCAAAUACUGCAGAAAAAUUUGCUGCUUUUAAAGAAUGUUGUCAAAUGCAUAGAAAACAGUAUCAUGACGCAAUGUUGGGAAAGGGAUUUGAACGUCAUUUUAUGUCAAUUGCCCAAGUGAUUCACAAACCAGAAGCUGCUAGACGCUUAAACAACAUCAAUAGUGAUUUACCUCCAAUUCCAACAUUUGAUGAUGAUGAUAAAGACGGUGACAAUACCAAUGAAAUAAGAGCCAGAUUACCUUUGUUGUUUAAUACUUGUGUUGAUAAGUUGCUGAACCCUGAGCUUCUCAUUUCCAACUGUGGUAAUCCAGCAUUGCGAUUAUUUGGUAUCCCACCAGCAAUUGAUCAAGGUUUCGGAAUUGGAUAUAUCAUCCAUAAUGAUAAAGUCAUUAUUACUGUUUGUUCCAAGCAUCGUCAAACGGAAAGAUUUUUGGGAACUUUCCACAAGGUGAUUCAUGAUUUGAAAAUCCUGCUUAAAAGACAUGCCAGUUUUGUUAUGCACCUUUCUGAAUCAGAAAACCGCAAGAUUGAAUUUCAAAAAUUACGGAUUGAGAAUGAACUUAGUCAUGUUAGUCUUGAAGAUCCAUCUUUGAAACAUCCAAUUUCAUUGACAGUUACUAGCAAUAGUGAAUCAGGUGCCGUGACACCAAUGGAACGUCAACCAUCUGAUGAAACUACUACAUCCACCGAAGAUGGCGGAGAUUCUGAUUUUGAAUUGCUUGGUGGGUACGGAUACUUUGAUUACGGCAACUUGGAUCUUCGUUCUGAAGAUGUUUCACGUACACAGUCGUAUCUCAAUAGUGGCACUCAAUCAGCCAUAUCGAGUGCAUUGAGUUCAAGACCUCAUUCACAAACCAACUUGGGUAAAUAUGCCUUGACUCAUGGAUAUGAUAUCAAGCAUAAGCAAAACUUGACUGAUCGGAUAAGGGAUAAAUUGAUGUCACCAAGUGAAGAAAGUAUGCAUGCACCAGGAAAUACCGGCGGUGGAGCUACUGGCGGUGGAGCUACCGAUAACGGAGUUACUACUCGUAGGAGUAAUGUUACUUUUGAUACUGGAGAUGAGAGCUCGGAUCAAGAAGAAGUGGUUGAGUUUGUGGGCGCCACCACCACUGCACGCAAAGGCUCAAUUGGCAGGGAACUUGAUCUCAGGUACCAUUAG